Acanthosepion pharaonis is the source of this 1491-nucleotide messenger RNA. The record is from the annotation of a GenBank genome assembly. Lineage: Eukaryota; Metazoa; Mollusca; Cephalopoda; Sepiida; Sepiidae.
AUGCACUCUCUCCCUUGCACAACAUUUUCUGUUUCUUUUCUCCUCCGUCUUUUCUGUCUUUCUUUUCUCUUGCAUUUCUGUCUUUUCUCCUCCUUCUUUUCUUUCUUUCUUUUCUCCUCCUUUUCUCUCUUUCUUUUCUCCUCCUUCUUUUCUCUCUUUCUUUUCUCCUCCUUUUCUCUCUUUCUUUUCUCCUCUUUCUUUUCUAUGUUUCUUUUCUCCUCCUUCUUUUAUCUUUCUUUUCUCCUCUUGCAUUUCCCUCUUUUCUCUUCCUUCUUUUCUAUCUUUCUUUUAUCCUCAUUCUUUUCUGUCUUUCUUUUCUUUUCUUUCUGUUUUAUUUUUUCUUCUCUUUCUUUUCACCUCUUUCUUUUCUUUCUUUCUUUUCUGUCUUUCUUUGCUCCUCAUCCUUUUCUAUCUUUCUUUUCUGUCUUUGCCUUCUGUAUUUUUUUUCCUUCUUUCUUUUCUCCUCAUUUUCUGUCUUUCAUUUCUGUCUUUGUUCUGUCUUUCUUUUUUCCUCUUUCUUUUCUGUCUUUCGUUUUUGUCUUUCUUUUCUGUUUCUUCUUUUCUUUCUUUUCUCCACUUCCUCUUCUGUCUUUCUUUUCUCCUCUUUCUUUUCUUUCUUUUUUCUUUUCUCCUCUUCCUUUUCUUUAUUUUCUCCUCUACCUUUUCUUUCUUGUCUUUCAUUUUUUUAACUCAUUUCUCUCUCUACUACAUUUUAUAACCUGUAUUCUCUUUUCAUUUUUUCACUCCUUACAUUCUUUCUUUCUCUUUUUCUUCAAUUUUUUCUUUCAAUUUUGCUUCUGUCUUCAAAAUUUCUUUUUCUUUAAUAUUUUGUUCUUCUUUUUCAUUUUUUUCUUCAUCUUAUUAUAUUCUUUAUUUCUCUUAAUUCUUCCCAUUCUUUCUGUAAAUGUAUUUUCUUUUCUUUUUUAUUUCAGCUCAUCUUUAUACUCUGAAUGUAGUUCUUUCUUUCUUUCUUUCUUUCUUUCUUUUUCUUUCUUACCUCGUUCUUUGUAUGUUUCUUUCUUUUUUCUUCCGACUCUUUUUUUCUUUUUAUUAUUUUAUCCUAGCUUUAUUUUCUUUCUCUCACCAGUGACCUUUGCUCUUUUGACACACUUUCAACCAACCCUUACCACACCGGAUUUUUUCACCUCUCUUCCUCUUUCAUUCAAUCCCUAUUGUCUUCUUUCUUUCUUUCUUUCUUUCUUUCUUUCUUUCUUUCUGUUUUCUUUUUCGUUUCGUGUGGAUUUCAUUUCUUCAUCCAUCUUUCUUUUUCUUUCCACUUAUGUCUUUUACCUUUCAAUAUAUUUCUUUCUAAUUUUCAUUAUAAUUUUUACCUUGUUUCUCUUAUCAUAUUUUCUUGAUUUGCCGCCUACGUUUUCUUUAAAUAUUUCAUUUUUCGUGAAACAUUUUGUCUGUCUUUUGACUUCCCACCAACCAAUUCUUUCUUAUGCUUUAUUUUCUUUUUUGUCUUUUUGUAUUCUUCUGUUCUCAUAA